AUGAACCUGAACUUCGGAGACCCCGAAGGAGCUUCAUUAAGCCGCCGGCUUUCUUCCAACAAUCCCUUUCGUCAGUUUGAGGCGCCUCGAAAUCGUGGCUCGUCUGUCCAACUGUCGAACUCUGCCUUCGAGCAGUGGAUCGAGAAGAAUAAGGCGUUAAUAGAAGAUUCAGACGAGGAGCGUGAAGUGUUCGUUAGACCAUCGUUUCCCACAUCUUCAAGAACAGGCAGCGAUAGCGAUGUGAAUUAUGGAAGAAUGUCAAACAAUCCUUUCGCUGCCGCCAUGACUGGCGAGUAUAGGCACCACAGAGACCCUCCUCCUCCCCCCACUUCGGUCAGGCCUUCCAAUACCGUGUCCAACAAAACAAAACCCCCACGCCCUGCCAAAGACUCCAAACCAGCACCACCACCUCCGUCUUACGAAGAAGCAGCCGGCCACUCCGCUGCUGCACGGGACUAUCCACAAGAAAAGGCCUCUUCUUCGUCAGAGAGAACGUCGGAGAGAUACGAAAGACCCGAAAGACCCCACAGAUACGACCUCCCCCAAAGAUCCCACAGCGACUCUGAAAGGCACAAGAAGGAUCACGAGAGAAGGCGUCGCUCCCACAAGUCAUCAAGGAACAAGUCUCCAAAAAAGAAGUCUGUUGAGCCUCACAAUUCUAAAGGUUUGGAUACCAUUGACAAGUUGGACGUGAGUGCCUUCUUUGGUGGCAGGUUCCAUCACGAUGGGCCGUUCGACGCAUGUACUCCUCACAGAAACAAGAAUUCCAAGGCAGCGCCAGUCAUGGCGUUCCCUGCUGAUGGGCCCAACACUUCCAUGAAGGCCUUGCCAGAUGGCGACAGCAAAAACUCGCAUCUUUACAUGGCAUUUGGCGACGCUCAAGAUCAAAAUGAAAUUGUCGGCUCUAUCGGCGCCCCAGGUUCGAAUGGCAGCACACAGAUCGGUCCUAAAACGAAUAGAGUACCCGAUCAAUCAUCGAUGUAUACCCCCAGGCAGAACCCGUCUGUCAUGGCAUUUGAUGUUCACGCAAAGGCAGAGCCAAUUCAUGGCCCAUCGACCGCGGGUUUGGGCUCUACCACAUUCCUUGAUGGAGCUCCGGCUCCCAAGACUGAUGACUUUUUGAAUGUACCUUCCAGUGGAAUCGGCCGAAAGAAGUCGUUGGUUCACCGUUUACGCAAAAAUAGUGGCAGCGAACUGACAUCAGCAAGAACUUCGCAUGACAACUCUGGAGAAUUUCAAAGAACUACUUUCGCUGACGAAGAUGCGCAAGGAUCGUCGUUUUUGAGAAGAGUGAAGAGUCUAAAGGUUAGCAGGAAGUAA
This is a messenger RNA of Candidozyma auris, 1320 nucleotides long. RefSeq lists its product as uncharacterized. Gene Ontology annotation, cellular component: cytoplasm. The record is from RefSeq and is a predicted model, not a curated record. Bases 1 to 1320 code for a protein of 439 amino acids. The transcript has 2 exons. Lineage: Eukaryota; Fungi; Ascomycota; Pichiomycetes; Serinales; Metschnikowiaceae.